This is a messenger RNA of Ctenopharyngodon idella (grass carp), 3284 nucleotides long. RefSeq names its product Sad1 and UNC84 domain containing 2 (gene sun2). Bases 269 to 2005 code for a protein of 578 amino acids. The record is from RefSeq and is a predicted model, not a curated record. Gene Ontology annotation, molecular function: protein-membrane adaptor activity. The transcript is spliced from 18 exons. Gene Ontology annotation, biological process: nuclear envelope organization. Gene Ontology annotation, cellular component: meiotic nuclear membrane microtubule tethering complex; nuclear envelope. Lineage: Eukaryota; Metazoa; Chordata; Actinopteri; Cypriniformes; Xenocyprididae.
CGAAACGACGUCGAGAGGUGGAGCCGCCGCGCUGACAACUGUCAAAAGACCCUUCCUGAUAAGACGAGCUCUUCCGUCCUCACAGCAUCUUGUCGUAUCGCUUUCGAAUCCGUUAUAAGCCACAUAGCUGAAGCGAGUAUACCGUUUGUUCUGAGUAUACGACGUAUCUUUCGCUGUUCCGUUAUUGUAGAGCCGUUUCGGACGAGCGGUUCUCACUUUGGCAGGUUUUGACAGGCUGCAUGUCUUCCUGGAGACCCACUGAGAAGAGAUGUCAAGGAGAAGCUCAAGGUUAGUGAAAGGGCCGUCCUUUCCUGAUGAUGACGCUGCCAGCACUAGUUCCACUGGAUCCACUGGCCAUGUCUCUUACAAAGAGAGCCCAACCAGGAUCUUCAAGAAGAGGUCAGGUCGCAAGAGCACAGGCAGUGUUUCCCGCAAUUCUAGUCGUGCGAGCAGCGUGAGUCAGAUACAGACUGGGCCUCGCAGUGACCUCACUGCCACGGAGAAUGAGAAUGGCAUGCCUGUUGCUGCUCAAGGAUUCUCCUCUGGAUAUUCCUCGGCUGAGGAGCAUUAUGAACAACCCAUAAAAUCAAACCCUAGUUCUACCCAGUCUGUAGCUGAACCAGACUUUGCCAUGUGGGACGUGUUUCGCUCUCCAGCUCAAGCUCUGGUUAUGUUGUACUGGUGGCUGGGCACUGCAUGGUAUAGCCUCACCUCGCGACUGUCUCUGAUCAAUGUGUUUCUGCUCAGCAGAUGCACAGCAGAUAUGAGAAAGGCUAUCCUACUGGUUCUCCUUCUCAUCUUUCUCAUUUUUGGAAUAUGGUACUGGUCCCCGUUUGCUUCUCGUUCUCCCCCUCGUGAUGUUGUUUCCAGGACUCCACCUGUUAAACACACAGAUGUACCUGUGAAAGCAGCUUUUGAUCACCAACUCCAACAUGCCAGCCUGUCUAACUUGAAGGAUGAAAUCGCCAGCUUGCACGAAAGGGAGGUGAACCUGAUGAAAGACAUCGAACUGCUGAAGAAGGAGAGCGCAAGACAGAAGGACAAAUCUGAGAUGUUGCAAACCGAUCUGAGGUCUAUGAAUGAUCAAAUGAGGAAUGUUAAGUCUGAGCAUGGGCAGCAGAUUUCUGACCUGAAGUCCAGUCUCUCAAAUCUUCAGUCAGCUCAAGAUCUCCUCAAGGAAAGAGUUGAUUCACAUGACACUCUCAAUACCAAUCUGAGAGCAGAGCUAUCCGAUUGGCUAAUAAAACACCUGAAAGAUCCCAGCUCGUUGGAAUCAACCAUAGUGCUCCGUCCUGAGCUGCAGAGGGCGCUAGAGGAUCUGGAGAAACGGAUACUAGAGAAACUAGUGCAUGAGAAAGCAAGCAGCAGGGAUGUCUGGAGGACUGUGGGAGAGACGCUGGAACAGGAAGGAGCUGGAGCCGCCACUAUCCAAGAUGUGAAAGAAAUCGUCCACAGGGCAAUUAGUAUGUACAGGGCGGAUGGGAUCGGAUUGGCGGACUAUGCCUUGGAAUCUUCUGGUGCCAGCGUGUUAAACACUCGUUGCUCCGAGACAUAUAAGACCAGAUCUGCGUGUCUGAGUUUAUUCGGCGUUCCUCUCUGGUAUCAUUCAGAAAGCCCUCGUACUGUUAUACAGCCGGAGCUGUAUCCUGGGAAGUGUUGGGCAUUCCGAGGCUCCCAGGGUUUCCUGGUGAUCGCACUGUCUUACCCAGUAAAAAUCACCCACGUCACACUCGAACACCUUCCCAAAGAGCUCUCGCCAACGGGACGCAUUGACAGCGCUCCUAAGGAUUUUGCUGUCUAUGGUAUGUCUAAUGAGACUGAAGACGGAAAGUUGCUUGGGACAUUCAUGUACGACCAGGAUGGAGAGCCCAUUCAGACAUUCAUGCUUCCGGAAGCCUCAGACAUCUAUAGCAUGGCAGAGCUGAGAGUCUUAAGCAACUGGGGUCACCUGGAAUACACCUGUGUGUAUCGCUUCAGAGUUCAUGGAGAACCUUCACUCGCCUGAGAGUGGAAGAGGGUCUGAAAUCAUUCGCUCUCUUCAGUUUUGGAUUACUUUAUGCAAAAAAAUGUAAAGCUCAAAUGCACUGGAUUCGUAAAGACAGAAUCAGACAGCUUCCUAAUGUACAAAUACCAAAAAGCGCACAUGAACGUUUGACUGAUAUCAGAAUGUAGAUUGUUUGCCCUCUUGAAAAAAAUCUCAGUUUGCAUUCCUCAAACAUUAUUUUUCAGGCAAGUGCUGAUUGGACAUUUUAUUUUAGUUGUUUAUACAGUUUUGAAUUAACUGUUGAGAUUUAUUUAUUUUUUUAUGUAGGAAGGCCAGGCUUAAAGGGAUAGUUCACCCAAAAAUUAAAAUUCUGUCAUCAUUUACUCGCCCUCAAGUUGUUCCAAACCUGUAUAAAAAAAAGAGAUUUUGAAAAACGUAGGUAACCAAAGAGUUGAUGGACCCUGUCGACUUCCAUAGUAUGGAAAAAAAUACUAUGAGGACCAUCAACUGUUUGGUUACACACAUUCUUCAAAAUAUCAUCUUUUGUGUUCAGCAGAAGAUAGAAACUCAUACAGGUUUGGAACAACUUGAGGGUGAGUAAAUGAUGACAGACUUUUCAUUUUUGGGUGAACUAUCCCUUUAAGUUAUGUGUAACAGUAAAUAUGGUUUAUGAAGCCGAAUGAAGGACAAAAAGUGUCAUGCUUAGCUAGAAUUACUAUAAAGCAGCAUUUGUGUUGUUUUGCUUAUCCUCAGUAUUGUGUAAUGAUAGGUGGUUCUGAAAUGUGUUUAUUCACAUCAUCGUCGAACCAUAUACCUCUGAAGAAGCUUGUAAUAGUUGUUUAGUUAUGUCUUUAUGUAACAAUGCUGUUUCCUUUGAGCAGCAGUUCUGAUUGCACUCUUCCGCCCUGGGUGAUGAGUACACAUGGGUACUAGAACUGUCAGAUGGUGUACGUCUCCUCUGCGGGACGGGGGAGGUGUGGAGUCAAACUCAGGUUUCGGAUUUUCAAACCAAAGUGCUCUUGAACGUCACUUUCUUGUCCUCUGUGUAUAUAUGUGCUUGAUGAUGCAGUUUUUGCGGUGCGUUCUCGAAGACAUACUUAAAAUUCCUUAAAGGUAUAAAUAUGUGCAUUGUUUUAUUUGAUUUAUUUUAUUUUGGCAUCCUUCUACAUUUCUCAUCAAGCUUAAUAGAGCUCUGAUGUUAAUUUGGCAAAGUUUACAUGAAGUUUCUGUCACAUUAUUUGAUAUUAUUUUGUAAGAAAAAUGAUUUUUUUUUUUAAAAUAAAUUUGAGAUGGUACAUAA